Kuraishia capsulata CBS 1993 is the source of this 1833-nucleotide messenger RNA. RefSeq lists its product as uncharacterized. Lineage: Eukaryota; Fungi; Ascomycota; Pichiomycetes; Pichiales; Pichiaceae. The coding region runs from base 1 to 1833 and encodes 610 amino acids. The record is from RefSeq and is a predicted model, not a curated record. The transcript has a single exon.
AUGGUUUAUGAAAGGUCCAAUUCUGGUCCUGUGAUCCCUGUUCAAAUCGCAUUUUUCAUACUGCUGAGCAUGAAUAACCAGGAGGAGCCCAUGGAUGUGAAUCCGUGGGGAGAUCCUGUGCUUAAUGCUUCAACUACAACCUUGGAUACAAACGUGUGGGUUGGCGUCGGGGACGAUCGUUUAGAAGAGCAUGGUCAAGCAAUUGCGGAGCAAAGCACGGAUUCGUAUUCGCAAAAGUUGGCAAAUGACUUUGGGGAUGCGAAGAGUGUCUCUGAUAUCAUUGAUGAGCAAGACUGGCCCAGAGAAAGUGUCUCGGUUUCUGCUUCUCCCUCUGCCUCGGAAAGGAUACGAAGGAGUCCUGAACAACCGUUUGAAGAUUAUGCAGGGUCUGGAAAUGAAAAAAAGGACGAAUCAGCACACCAAGAUGAUAUAGGUUUCAAUUUAAAUCAGAGAAAACAUCAAGGUGAUGAUACAGCUGUUGAAACAGCAGCUAGUGAAGGGAGUAAUGACACUGAAGCUGACUCUGAUUCAGAUGUAUUUGAUGAAUUUGAAGAAUUCCAGCAAGUGCAGGUGCCCAAGUUCGAACCAGUGGUAAAUAUAGACGACGCUCUAAAGCAGAUUUACGGCGGGGAGGUGCGAUUAGACGCUCCCAAGGAGCACAUAUUGGACGUGGGAUCGAGUCGAUCGCGGUAUAAUGUGAUAGUAGCACACAGCCGUCAAUUUGGCUUUGAAGAGAAGCCGAUCAACUUUAGACUGAAAGAUGGGUGGAGGCGUACACACACCAGGGCCGCUGUUUUGGGCAUCGUUCACGAAUGGAACGAGGUGGAGAACGGACUGAGUGUGGGUGGAGAGUCCAAAAAGGGCUGGAAGCUGUUUAAUUGGUCAACAGGGACAGAGGAGGCAACAGAGCCCGAUGUCAAGAUAAUAAAAAAGUCUGUGGGAAAGAGUCUUUUGAAAGAGGCAGGCAGGCAUGCUCUUGAGCUGAAGACCCAGAGACUGCAAAGAGAACGGGCAGAGAUAGAGAAACAAAACCGAGAAAAGGCCGAGAAGACUCAGAGAUUGGAAUUGCAAAGGUCCAAACGACUUGCUAAUGCUAAGAAGUAUGCGGCCCCAGAGAUUGCACUUCCCCAGAAGAAGACGUUCUUCACCAAGUUGUUUGGAAAGAAAUCCACUGGAAUUUCGAGCGAUAAUAUGUCACCAGAGCCGUUGGCUCCAGGAGAGGACACCCAGCAAAGAGUAGAUCCUUUUGAGUUUCAAAAUUAUUCCGGAUCAGACGAGGAUGACGAGGAUAACGAAGGCUACGACUUUGGGUAUAACCAAUUGGGUGCGGACGAUGAAGUUGAAGGAAAUUACAUUGAGGAGACUGACGAUGUUGAAAAUGUUCAGGAAGCUAAACAGGAUAUUGGAGCCCCAUCAGAAGACGAAUUUGCCGAGUUUGAGUCUUCGGCAUUUGAAUCACCACCAGCCAAUUCGAACCUUUCACCUCCAACCGAGACGUUGGUGGUUGAAGAAGAAUUCGACGAAUUUAAAUCGUCAUCGCCAAUCGUUUUGGAAAAAUCAGAGCCUCAAAAGAAUCCUCAGAUUGUGUCCACAGUCCCUGGAGAAACCCCAAAAAUUAUCUCUGAAGACGAGUCUGACGAGUCUGACGAUUUUGACGAAUUCAAUACUCCGGUACCGGCACCGGUAGCGGCGCCGCUAACGGUGGUGAAGCCGAUGCAGGCUAUGAAGCCGAUGAAGCUCAUGGUUCCUAUGAAGCCAAUGAAGGCCGAGACUUCGCAUAGUCCAAAGGAAGACCCCAAAACGGGAUUAUCAGGUGCGUUGAUAGAUCUGUAA